UCGUCCUUUGACUAGCAAUCAAACUAAGAUUUAGCACCAAAACAGAGAUCAAUCAUAUGCUGCAAACUUGGGGUAUAGGAUUCAAUACUAAGCCGAGAGACUCUAGAAACCCACCAUCACCCCUUCUUUGAGUGUAAUUACGCUUCUAGAAUCUGAUCUGGUAUGAUGCAUCAGGUUCAUAAAAUGGUAGCCAAGGUCCUGUCUCGACUUCACCAAUUUGGCAGCACAACAGUGGCAGGGGAAGAAAACUCAGUCCUGCAACAAGAGUUUAUCUUCUUUGGAAGGAGAGGAACGAAAGAGUUUUCAGUGAACAGUUUAGAGAUUGCAACGCACUCGCAUACCAUCAUGCAAACCAUCCAAGAGAGAUUGGUGUCACUAACGUCCAAGAAUUCAGUCAGGAACCAGCUAUCUGAAUUGGCCAUUAUACGACAUAACAAAAAUAAAAAUAAGAACAAAAUAGUUACCUACCCCCUGUGGAAACUACCUCAAUGGUGGCCCACGCUACAACUCACCUUCCCCAAACAACAUAACUCCACCCCACCAUCGACACUAUAACCAUAGAAACACAAACUCAUUUUCUACGCCCGCUAUCAGACGACUAAAAUCACCACAACCCCAACCCAAACCCAGAGUGAUCUUCUGCAACACCAUCUCCCCUAGCCAAAACCAACCAUAAUAUCAAAACCCAAACCCAUAUAUGUAUAGUCUAGGGGUGGUCGGGUGCCAAUAGGAGAAGCAAAAGGCAAAGGAACAACAUGAGGUAGGAGGAAAAGCCAAAGUGGGGACAGGUUACUGGAAGGGGGUUUGACUGAGGUUGAGGAACGCCUAAUAAGGGACAAGAGGGGAUUCGACGAGAGAAGGAGGAGGCA
Molecule: messenger RNA, 869 nt
Organism: Ilex paraguariensis (yerba mate)
Lineage: Eukaryota; Viridiplantae; Streptophyta; Magnoliopsida; Aquifoliales; Aquifoliaceae
Source: the annotation of a GenBank genome assembly